Molecule: messenger RNA, 387 nt
Organism: Babesia ovata
Lineage: Eukaryota; Apicomplexa; Aconoidasida; Piroplasmida; Babesiidae
Product: 60S ribosomal protein
Exons: 2
Coding region: 1-387 (128 amino acids)
Biological process (GO): mRNA splicing, via spliceosome; maturation of SSU-rRNA; ribosome biogenesis
Cellular component (GO): nucleolus; U4/U6 x U5 tri-snRNP complex; precatalytic spliceosome
Molecular function (GO): RNA binding
Source: RefSeq, a predicted model, not a curated record
AUGUCGGCCGAAGGCAGUGACUCGAAGGCGUUCCCGCUGGCUACGGAGGAGAUGAACGGCGUGCUCCUCGACCUGGUCCAGCAGGCUUCCAACUACAAGCAACUUAAGAAGGGCGCCAACGAAGCUACCAAGGCGCUUAACCGUGGACUUGCCGAGAUUAUCGUGUUGGCGGCCGACGCCGAGCCGCUGGAGAUCAUCCUCCACCUGCCGCUGGUAUGCGAGGACAAGAACAUCCCCUACAUCUUCGUCAAGAGCAAGAUCGCACUGGGCCGCGCGUGCGGAGUUUCACGUCCGGUGGUAUCGUGCGCCAUUGUCAGCCGCGAGGGGUCGCCGCUGAACCAGCAGAUCGUAGAAGCCAAGGACCACAUCGAGCGUCUCCUGGUCUGA